Glycine soja is the source of this 1755-nucleotide messenger RNA. RefSeq names its product probable polygalacturonase. Bases 1 to 1479 code for a protein of 492 amino acids. Gene Ontology annotation, biological process: carbohydrate metabolic process. The transcript has 5 exons. The record is from RefSeq and is a predicted model, not a curated record. Gene Ontology annotation, molecular function: polygalacturonase activity. Lineage: Eukaryota; Viridiplantae; Streptophyta; Magnoliopsida; Fabales; Fabaceae.
AUGAUGGUGGAGACCUCGACGCUAGGGCACUUCCACCACCAAAGGCUCGACCUUCGCCGCUGGGUCCCCGCGUUCUUCACCUCGCACAAGACCCUCUUGACCCUUCUAUGGAUCGCCGCCUUCGCCUCCGUUUUUCUGUGGCAGAGGAACAUAGUGGGCGGGUUUCUGGUCUACGGAGGAAUUCCGGGCAGGCCCAUGCCCAUGCUCCGCCCAAUGGCCUUCAAUUUGACGGAUUUCGGUGGGGUCGGUGACGGCGUUACUCUCAACACCGAGGCUUUCGAGAGGGCCGUUUCUGCGGUUUCUAAGUUCGGGAAGAAAGGCGGUGCGCAGUUGAAUGUGCCUCCUGGACGCUGGCUCACGGCGCCGUUUAAUCUCACCAGCCACAUGACUCUCUUUCUAGCUGAAGAUGCUGUUAUACUUGGCAUUGAUGAUGAAAAAUAUUGGCCACUGAUGCCUCCAUUGCCUUCAUAUGGGUAUGGGAGGGAGCAUCCUGGGCCUCGAUAUGGCAGUUUGAUUCAUGGUCAACAUCUUAAAGAUGUUGUGAUAACAGGGCAUAACGGUACCAUAAAUGGACAGGGACAGUCAUGGUGGAAAAAAUAUCGCCAGAAGCGUCUCAACCACACUAGGGGGCCACUUGUUCAGAUCAUGUUUUCUAGUGACAUUGUGAUCACUAAUAUUACUUUGCGUGACUCUCCUUUCUGGACAAUUCAUCCAUAUGACUGCAAAAACAUUACAAUAAAAGGUGUGACUAUAUUGGCUCCUGUGUUUGGAGCUCCAAAUACUGAUGGCAUAGAUCCUGACUCUUGUGAGGAUAUGUUGAUAGAGGACUGUUACAUAAGUGUGGGAGAUGAUGCAAUUGCUGUAAAAAGUGGCUGGGAUCAGUAUGGAAUUGAUUAUGGAAGGCCUUCCAUGAAUAUAAUGAUCCGAAACCUUGUUGUUCGCUCUAUGGUCAGUGCUGGCAUCUCAAUAGGCAGUGAAAUGUCUGGCGGGGUAUCCAAUGUCACGGUGGAGAAUCUUCUUAUAUGGGAUUCUAGGCGUGGUGUGAGGAUCAAGACCGCCCCUGGACGAGGAGCAUAUGUGCGCCAAAUAACUUAUCGGAAUAUAACAUUUGAGAAUGUUCGAGUUGGAAUUGUUAUGAAGACAGAUUACAAUGAACACCCUGAUGAUGGGUAUGACCCUUUGGCACUCCCAAUUCUCAGAGACAUAAGCUUUACCACAGUCCAUGGCCAAGGAGUUCGCGUGCCAGUACGCAUACACGGUAGUGAAGAGAUUCCUGUGAGAAAUGUGACUUUUAAAGAUAUGUCAGUUGGUCUAACCUACAAGAAGAAGCAUAUCUUUCAGUGUGCAUUUGUUCAAGGCCGUGUAAUAGGUACCAUCUAUCCUGCUCCCUGUGAGAACCUUGAUCGGUACAAUGAGCAAGGACAGUUGGUUAAGCAUUCUGCGUCCCAGAAUGUAACAGAUAUAGAUUAUGAUUUUUGAGGUUUCAUGUUCACUAAUUCCUGGCCUUGUUCCUUUUACUAGGGCCUCAAUUUAUGUCUGUAUUAGAUCAUUUUUUGUGGAGGUUGGAGAAGUCAAGUCACGCUUUUCUUUUUUUAAUUCUGUAAGUUCACUUGUCUACAUUUUAUAGCUUUCUGAAAUGGAGUUGUAAAUACAGAAAAUUUUCAUAUGCGUACGUAAGUUUACUAGAUAAGGGGGAUUAUUGCAAGCAAGAGAAUUAUGAAUUUGUCAUUAUGCAUUCAUUUUUCUGCUGAGGAA